Molecule: messenger RNA, 2901 nt
Organism: Monascus purpureus
Lineage: Eukaryota; Fungi; Ascomycota; Eurotiomycetes; Eurotiales; Aspergillaceae
Source: the annotation of a GenBank genome assembly
CUCAUCUCGUCUCUGUUCAUCUGCUUCGACACGUUCCUGGGGCUGCCGUCUACUAAGAUAUCCGCUGGGACAAUCUCAAUAAGCUUAUCUGAAACGACUUUAGUUCUUCAUCGCGUCUUUCCUGUUAUUUUUAUCCAUCUCUCCUCCCCUUCCUGCCCGCUCGUCUCUUUUCCCCCAGCCACACCCUCGUUUUCUCCCUUUUCUCCCAUCCCUUUUUCUUUCUUUUUUUUUUUUCAGGUCUCUACUCUGCCCUCCCUUCUGUCUAGCUGCUCUCUCUCGCCCCUUUUUUUUUUCUAUCCCAUUCGCAAUGCGCGGCCGUGUUGCGUGUUGUCAAUCGUAGUCCCUCCUUGAUCUCUGGGCAGCUUCAGUCUGGAUUGGGCUGACGCCUCGUCCUUCCCCUCACUUGUAUCCUGCCGGGUAUCCUGCCGGCCUGGACAUGGGAUCGCUCGUCCUCAACCACCUGCAGUUAGAUCAAGCGCAUUGCAGCCCAUACACGAUGCUUGGAGGCGCGAUCAAUCAGGCCACAACUCCGUCUGAGGCUAUCUAUCGACAUCCAUCUUCUCGUCCGACGUCACAGCUCGAAGCCAGGCCGUCCUCCUCCAAUAACGCCCCGAUCUCUGCCACCGCCCCGCGCGCAACCGCCCAUCUCUCUUCCCACCCGCCGCAUGGUGUCCCCACCUAUUCCAGCACUUCGCAGUCUCGUUCCCUAACUCAUCGCCAGCCCGACACGCGGGCCUCGUCCACUGCUCCCGCAUCUGCCUACGCUGAUCCAUCCAUAUCGAUGACCUCAUCCACCUCUGUCAGCCAUGCUCCUCCUUCGACGUAUCCUGUCUCUGACGAAACGGCGGACCCUUCGCGACACGCGUACAGCGUUAGCCAGGCGACAAAGGCCAUGGACGCCAUGUCCUACGACGGGGGCCAAUUGUCCCCAUCCUCUCCCCAGUUACAACCGACUUUUCGAUCGUUCCGUUCCCUAGGAAACUCGGAGGCCACAUCUCCUAGCCGCAUCAAAGUCCGCGAUCUUUCUCAUAUCCAGAGCUUCGCGAGCGAAGAGUUUCUGGCCCAGACACAUCAAAACCAGGUGUCCGGGCAAUGGUUGCAGGAACGCCAGUACGAGAUCAGCUCCAUGCCGGUCACGGAUGUCAUCGAGAUGGUCGCUAGUCUCCUCACCAAGAUCACCGCCACCAACGAUAUGUACCAUGACCAUAUCCAUCGCCACAUUCCCCCGCCAGACGGUACAGCGAGUCUCAGCCCGCAGGCCACGAGCGUCCUCGCUUUUCACGGCAAAAAUGUGCCUAGCAUCACCAUUCUCAGCUAUCUCAGUCGUAUUCACAAGUAUUGCCCAACAACCUACGAAGUAUUUCUAAGCCUAUUGGUCUACUUUGAUCGCAUGACCGAAACGGUCAACAGAGGUCGAGUUGAGCAACUGCGUCGCCGCUGGAGUCUCUCGUCUUCCCAACAUGAUGUCUCCCCACGACCUGCUCCUGCAGAUCCGUCGAGCACGAGGCACCCAUCAGCCUCUCCUAUGGCAACGCCACCAUCCUCUGCAGGGCUGGCUGCGCAGGACGGAAAGAGUCCGGCGUCGUCCGCAUCGUCUUCGCUAUACUCGCAGGGCGACGCGGAAAGUUUGUCCCAUUUCUUCGUUGUCGAUAGUUUCAACAUCCACCGGUUGAUCAUUGCUGGAGUAACUUGCGCCAGCAAAUUCUUUUCUGAUGUUUUCUAUACCAAUUCACGAUAUGCAAAAGUAGGUGUUUUCUUCUCUCUGGUGCUUUUCUACAUAUCACUUUCUUUGCUCAUUUGCCUGUGUCUUGGUCAAGCACGGUUAAUCAUUCUAUGAGUACAGGUGGGAGGACUUCCCCAAGUCGAACUGAACCAUCUUGAGCUCCAAUUCCUUAUCCUAAACGACUUUCGCCUUGCUAUCUCCGUCGAAGAGCUCGAAGUAUAUGGCACGAUGCUGGUGGAAUUCUAUGCGAGAGAGAUUGUGGCCCAGAGACAGCACCAACUACAACAAAUGGCGGUACCGGAAUCGAUCAAUCCGAAACCAGAGGAUAUCUACACACGGUCCCGCGAUAAACGCCGCACUAGCCAUGCCGAGGUCCACCAAACACCAACGCCGCCGUAACUGGUAAUGGAAGGUGGUUGCGUCCUUCUCGAGGCAUGGACAUGUUGCUACAGGCAGGUUCCUUUUUGGCGUGACAGGAUAUCGUUUGUCUAUGGACUGCGUCUUCGGUAGAUAAACUGUACCACGCAGCAUUAUAUUUUUUUUCUGACAUCACGUACCUUCUACGCACACAUUUACAUUUUUCUUUUGCCUGUCAUUCGCAUAUCCUCGGGGUAGCGACGGAAUUGAAUUAAAAUUAUUUAUGCGAUAGAGUGUCUGGGCCUUGCAUGUUACCUCUUUUCUUUUCUUUUCUCUUUUUUUCCCUCCCUUUUGGCCGGUAUUGUGAACUUCUUAUUCCUUUGUCGCGCUCACCACUUCUUACCAACAUCUAGCAAAUAUUUAAUUGUUUUUUUUUUUUAUUUCUCAUUUUUACACUUUGCGCAAAGCCCUUCAUUUCUUUCCACUUUCCAUGGAACUGGUGUUUACAGGCGCUCUCGGGUUUUUUAUUUCUAUUAUUCAUCUUUUCCGUUCGAUCAGCCCAGAUGGACUCGUGGGUGGUUCUUAGAGGAAGUCCCUUAUAACUAGUCUAGUUUUUUUAAAACCAGGUCUACUACUCGGUCCUAUUUAUUCUCUUCUGUUUUUACUGGUGGUGUUACUUGUAUACAUGCUUUCUGUUUGUUUGUCGCUUUCCUUCGGAUAACUACCAUUACGUCUUGUAAUUGAUCGCUUCAUUUUUCGUAUUCGGCUCUUUACUAAUACCUUUUUCGUAUGUUUAUUCUCUUACAAUGAAGAUGACUCUC